This is a messenger RNA of Marasmius oreades (fairy-ring Marasmius), 1769 nucleotides long. RefSeq lists its product as uncharacterized. The transcript is spliced from 3 exons. NCBI's taxonomy places the organism in Eukaryota, Fungi, Basidiomycota, Agaricomycetes, Agaricales, Marasmiaceae. Bases 131 to 1360 code for a protein of 409 amino acids. The record is from RefSeq and is a predicted model, not a curated record.
GGCUGAAGUCCGUAACGAAGGAUUCAAUGGGUAAAGGUGGAAUGAUCUUCUAUAACGGGCCUUGUCAAUAGAAAGAGAUUCAAGUUCUGUGAUACCCCCUCUCCCCCCCAACAACAGCGUCACCCUCGAAAUGAGGAUCGUACGGCUGAAGGACUUUUCAGUAAGGCCUUCCAUGGCAGGUUCAGGAAGGCACUCGGGAAAAACUGGGAAGACCCAAGUCGUACCGCAGUCGCUGGGGCAUUCGAUUAACAGGAAAGGCCUGCUUACACCGGCGGCCGAGGUCAUAGGGGGGCUGUUCGGGUUGGGCGAAGUAUUGAAGCCGAAGCCGAACGACAGUAGGCCGCCCCCGCGUGGGGGACCUCCACCGCCGCCAGUAACCUCAUCGUCGAUUGUGACUCCUUCACCCGCGCCGGAUCCCAGCCCAAUCACUAGCACUAGUCCGGAGGAGAGGACAACCACAACGUCCGUUCAGACAACCUCUAGCACCAGUCCAGCAAGUUCGACUUCGUCUAGCACGAGUACUAGGAGCACUUCGACUGGCACUGAUGGUAAUACGAGUGUGAGUACCACAGCUACUAGUUCUCUUCCUUCCACCGAACCACGCGGAAGGCAACCUCAGACAUCCCCACACCUGAGUUCAAGUUCACCAUUCUCACCCAAUGCGCCCUCUUCGAGCCCUUCGACCCUUUCAACCUCCCCGCCCCCACCGCCCCCACCGCCUGUAGGAUCCACCAGCGCCUCACUUUCACCUUCAGCCAUCGCAGGAAUCGUCGUUGGCGUCGUCAUUGGAAUGAUGAUAAUCAUCUUUCUCACUCUUUUCUGCUUACGCAGGAGACGUGCCAUGAAGGCCGUCUCUUCAGGUCUCUCAUUUGAAAAAGCAUAUCCCUACCCAUUCACUAGUCCCACCGCCGCGGCUGGUGUUACUCGAAGUAUCGGUCGUCCAAUUUCACCCCCAUCCCCGGAAUCUAUCAGGGCUUUUAACCCGUCCUUGAUGGUUAGUCCCGGACAACCUCCUCCUAUUCGAUCAUCAUCUAGCCUCCGGAGCCUCAGGAGCAUCGGUCGUGUACUUUUGGCUACGAGGAGAGACCCCCUGGCGCCGUAUCGUGCAACUCCGCAGGAAUCACCCCCAUCACCUUCGAAAACCAGUGUAGAACAAGGAGGAUAUGGUGGCAGGAGUCGCUGGUCAACGACUGCCGAGGGAGAUUUCUCCUUGUCCUCGGCGAACUCAAUCUCAAUCUCGACCUCAGAAGAAAGCGGAUCUACCGUGAGGAAACCACUUCCCAACCCGUUCGACGACUCUUCAAGUGUUUCGGCCCAGUCGUCUGAUCAAUCUUCAGACCUCAGAUUUCGAACAUCCUAGAAGAGAAACUCGAAGCUGCGUUGAAAUAUGUAGAACUCAAGAACUUGAACUGUGUAAGGACAUCUUGUUUACCCUUGGAUAUGUACAUUAGCUCAGACCGAACUCUACCGCGAAUUGUACUGAUAUAUUAGCGUUGCAUCGAAAUCUACAAUCCUUUCCGUAUCACAGUCAAGCAUCUUCCGUCGUUAUGGUAUUAUCAAGUAUCCGCAAGCAAAGAUCAAGCAAUCACAGCAAGAGAAGAAGAUCAUUUCGGCCCCCUCCAGUCGAUCCACAUAAGCCCCCCCUUGUAUACUUCAGUAGGUUUGAAUAACGUCGAUUCUACCUCUGGCAGGGACAGAAGCAAUGACAAGGGUAGUCGAGGGGUGGCAGACGACAUUAGUGUUUGGUUUAGCAGACUGCAAGGAUGCUC